GUAUUUGUGCUUCAUCAUGGAGCAGGCCAUUCAGGCUUAUCGUUUGCAUUGACAGCGCAUCAUAUCAAGCAGCAAACCGAAGGACAGUGCUCAAUUGUAGCCAUUGACGGCCGUGGCCAUGGUAACAACACAAAACCCAGCGACACACAUACAUCGAAUGAUAUCGAUUUUUCGCUUCAAACCAUGAGCGAAGACCUCGUCAAUGUGUUACAGCAGUUGUACAAAGACGAUAUUCAACCUGACUUGAUUCUAGUGGGUCAUAGUAUGGGUGGAUCUAUAGUUGUAGAUGUAGCAAGUCGAAAACGUUUGCGCAAUGUUGUCGGCGUGUGCGUAUUGGAUGUCGUGGAAGGUUCUGCCAUGGACGCACUCGCUUCAAUGACUAAAAUAUUGAGCUCAAGACCACAACAAUUCGGAUCCGUAGAACAAGCUAUUCAAUGGAGUCUAAAAUCAGGCACAGUCAUGCACAACUUGAAAUCGGCCAAGGUAUCGGUGCCCCCACUCGUUCAGAUCAAAGAUGAAAUUGAUCCAUCUAGUAGUACAACCCUUGUUUGGAAAACAAAUUUGACCAAAACUACACCCUAUUGGACAGAAUGGUUUGAAAAUUUAUCGUCCAAGUUUUUGAGCUGCCCAGCUGCAAAGCUGUUGAUCCUGGCCGGCACGGAUCGGUUGGAUAAACCACUCAUGAUUGGGCAAAUGCAAGGCAAAUUUCAAUUGCACAUUAUCCCAGAGGCAGGUCACUUUCUGCAAGAGGACGAGCCAGAGAAGACAGCAAGAUGCUUGGUGGAGUUUUGGAAAAGGAACAAGCGUUUAGUCUUACCACCCAAGGUCCCUUUGCCUAAUAAAAAAUAA
Zychaea mexicana is the source of this 849-nucleotide messenger RNA. Its product is annotated as Alpha/Beta hydrolase protein. The annotation marks the transcript as partial. The transcript is spliced from 7 exons. Gene Ontology annotation, biological process: protein demethylation. Gene Ontology annotation, molecular function: protein methylesterase activity. NCBI's taxonomy places the organism in Eukaryota, Fungi, Mucoromycota, Mucoromycetes, Mucorales, Lichtheimiaceae. The record is from RefSeq and is a predicted model, not a curated record.